Molecule: messenger RNA, 7180 nt
Organism: Caretta caretta (loggerhead turtle)
Lineage: Eukaryota; Metazoa; Chordata; Testudines; Cheloniidae
Gene: MAT1A
Product: methionine adenosyltransferase 1A
Biological process (GO): S-adenosylmethionine biosynthetic process
Molecular function (GO): methionine adenosyltransferase activity; ATP binding
Source: RefSeq, a predicted model, not a curated record
AGUGACAGCUGAAGUAGGUAGAGGUACAGACCUCAGACAGAUGCCUGAUCAGUGCUCGACACACACACACACACACACACACACACACACACACACUGACUACACUUACUUCACAUGCUCAAUCCAAGUUUUUGUGGAAAGUAGUAACUGACAGAAGUGUUAGCCCUGCUGAUAAAGUUUAGUCCUUCCACUCAGAAAGAGAAAGGCACUAAAGACAGAGCUCUUGAACUACUAUUUUGAUUAACCCAUCAGGAAAAGUGUCAACAUCAUGAAUAGAGUGGUGGAUGGCUUAUGUGACCACACUGUAAAUGAAGAAGGUGCUUUCAUGUUCACAUCAGAGUCUGUUGGAGAAGGGCAUCCAGAUAAGAUCUGUGAUCAGAUCAGCGACGCUGUGCUAGAUGCCCAUCUUCAACAAGAUCCAGAUGCCAAGGUUGCUUGUGAGACAGUGUGUAAAACAGGGAUGGUGCUGCUCUGUGGGGAGAUCACAUCCCUCGCCAUUGUCGACUAUCAGCGAGUAGUUCGAGACACAAUUAAGCAAAUCGGCUACGAUGAUUCAGCUAAAGGCUUCGACUACAAGACUUGCAAUGUUCUGGUGGCACUGGAACAACAGUCGCCUGAUAUUGCCCAAGGUGUUCAUAUGUACAGGAAUGAAGAGGAUGUUGGUGCUGGUGACCAGGGGUUGAUGUUUGGCUAUGCAACAGAUGAGACAGAAGAAUGUAUGCCUCUCACUAUUGUUCUCGCUCACAAAUUGAACACCAAGUUAGCAGAGCUGAGACACAGUGGUGAUCUCCCUUGGCUUAGACCUGACUCUAAGACACAGGUCACUGUUCAGUAUACUCAGAAAAAUGGAGCCGUCAUCCCGGUCCGUGUUCACACCAUUGUGAUAUCUGUGCAGCAUGAUGAAACCAUCUCGCUGGAAUACAUGCGCAAAACCCUGAGAGACUGUGUGAUUAAACCUGUCGUUCCUGCCAAAUACCUGGACGAGAAAACAAUUUACCACCUUCAGCCCAGUGGGCGUUUUGUCAUUGGGGGGCCACAGGGUGAUGCUGGCGUUACUGGUCGAAAGAUCAUUGUGGACACUUAUGGAGGAUGGGGAGCCCACGGAGGUGGUGCCUUUUCAGGCAAAGAUUAUACAAAGGUGGACCGGUCGGCAGCAUAUGCAGCCCGCUGGGUGGCCAAGUCUUUGGUGAAAGCUGGGCUGUGUCAUCGUGUUCUGGUUCAAGUUUCUUAUGCCAUUGGAGUUGCUCAACCCCUCUCUAUUUCACUGUUCACUUAUGGAACCUCUCAGAGAACAGAGAAAGAGCUACUGGAUAUUGUGCACAAGAACUUUGACCUUCGACCCGGAGUCAUUGUCAAGGAUUUGGAUUUAAAGAAGCCAAUUUAUCAGAAGACUGCCUGUUACGGUCACUUUGGAAGAAAUGAAUUUUCAUGGGAGGUGCCUAAGAAACUUGUGUUUCAAUAAUAAUGGGUCCAUCCCCAAAGCAGAAGUGAAGAGGAUUCUACUAGUCAAUAAGAUGUUGGCAGAAAUCAGCUCAAGGAAUUUCAGAUUUUAAAUGGACAGGAUAUUCUCAUGGGAAUUAAUACUUACUCUCAAUGCCUUAUCCUAUUUCAUUGUCAAAGACACCAAAGGCAGAGUCUGUUUUUAUUGUCACAAGAAGACACAAUACAGUUUAUUUUACUGCUGCUAUGUUGGUUCCACUGACAGAGGCAAAAUCUGACUAGGACAUACAAACCAGCGUUUGGGCCUCAACUCUGUUACAGUGUGAUUUUACAUUCAAAAGAAAAGGUAUUCCUCAUGAGUCUAGCUAAGGAGCAGUAGGUCUCCUCACCCUGACUGGACACUAGGAAAUAUGGGGGGGGGGGGGGGGACAGUUUUCUUAUAGGAGCUGGUAUUGCAUACAACUAUGGGACAUUUUGCUUGGAAGGGAUUCGUUAUCAUGUAACUGCGACAUAGCUGCUCCUUUAAAGGAUGUUGUUGGUGCUUAGACCUCCUUCAUUGGUGACUCAAACUUUUUCUUCUAUACUGACCUUGCAGCAAAAAGCUUUUAGCUACUAUGUACUUAUAGGGGCUUCUUUUCUAUGUGUUUACAUCUUAGCACAUCAAAUUUUGGAGUCAGUGGCUCAUCCCAAUGUAUGGCACAUUAGAGCUCCAUUGACUUCUCGUGGAUUGUGCUAAUAUGAACACUGCCUAGUAGCGACAGUGCUUUUAAACACUGUAGAGCAGCGUGCUGUUAGUACCCUAUUUUAAUAGAUUUUUAAAGGCAUGGUGUCAAGGUAUCACCCACAAUUUAUGGAGUUAUUUUUCUCCCACUGGUGUUUAUAACAACAGCCCUUUGGGAGAAUGACACUGAAAUCUGUUUCUUUAUUGAAAUGUGCUGUCCGUUACUUUUAUGCAUACACUGGUUUGCUGUUGGAGCAUUGCUCACUAGUGGUAGGCUCAAGGCUUUGACUUUUGACAUUGAAUGCUAUAUGGGGACAAAAUAUGCACAUAAAACAACCAGAACACAUUGGAAAUAAAAAUAAAAGGUCCUUAUAUGUUAAAAUUUGGAUCUACCAAAUUUGACAACAUCUUUAACUGAAAGACUAUGAUUGAGUCAUCCUCUAGAUGGUAGUACUACCCACCCUAGGUUUAUAAGUCUAACAUCUGUAGAAAACACUUGGCUCUAGGCAAUGUUCCAGAAUAGCUUGAGUUGUGUACAUGUUACUGCCAAAGUUAAAAGUCACCAACUGCUUUUUUAUUUUAGCAGCUCUGCUUACAAAAUGUAGACGUGGGAUCUCUGUGAUCCAGGCAAUAGCUGGUUGAGGGAGAGUGUGUCAUUUGUGGACGCACACACUGUGUUGUCUUAAAGCGUGAGUGAAAGGAAAUGGGAUUAGUCCAUUUCUGCAAAGGACUUGGGCCAGUCUUGGUUAUAUUGGAGUCAUGGGUGGGUUUUCUCACUGACUUCAAUGAAACCAGGCUCUGGUCCACUGUCAACAUUUCAUGUUGAUGUAGUAGGCACCAAGAGUGAAAUUAAUGCUGCUGCAGGGGUUGACCCAAAAUGCCACUCAAAAUUCACAUAAGGGUUAAGGGGUUAGGUGGCCCUUGUACGGGAUUUCUGCACUGGAGAAAUUUUGCUUCAGGGGAAUGCAGUUUCUUUGCACACUGUCUCCUGACUUGUUCUGAAAAUGGAAGCAGUUGGAAUAAUCUAAUACCUGACUCAUUGCUGUGUGUUUAAGUUUGGUGAUCAUUAAAAUAAAGAACUAAUAGCACUGGCUAACAGUAGGCAUGAUUUAGCCAGGUAUUGUGCAAACUUCUCCCCUUUCAGUGCAUCUCAAAUUCAACAUGCCUCCUUCCUAUUCAAGGAACAAGCCUCCCCUCUUCAGCAUCUGUGCUAGACUGUGCAAUGUGUACCAGCUAGAAUGAAAAAAACAACCUCAAGACUAUUUGUUUCUGUGCGUGUGGCUUGGAACCCAUGUCUCCAGAAAAAAGAAAUCAGAACAUUAAUCCGUGUCCUCUAGCCACACAAAUGCUUGCCCUUUGGUAGGAAAACAUCAAAGUGCAGCUGCACGUAAAAGAGUCAUUUGGCCAAAAAAGACACAGUGGGGUUCUGUAGUCAGUCUGAUUCACUGAUUUCCAGAUCAGAUUUGCAGAGUUUGUAAAUUAAAUUGUUAUUUGUAACUGCUAGCCCAAAAAAUUCUGCCCAGGCUCAGAAAGGCGAGCUGGUUUCUUUCCAUCCCAUUACUAGUAAUAGAGGCCAUGACACCUUGGAAUACACCUAUGCUACUCCAUUGCCUUCAUAUUACACUCUCACUGCCACCUGUGAAAACCCUUUCAGGACUAAUGGGGCUAUGCAGGUGUACCUGAAGGCAUCAUUUGAAGACCAUGAGCUCACACAGGUGAAUUUGAUGGCAUUUUUUGAGCUUCAGCUGCCCUAUGGCUAGUUAUGAUGCCCAGGAUAAAAAGGACUCAGACUGAGUGUCAGGGGUCAGGGCUAGGUAUGUUGCAACUCUGUAAAGUCCACUCCCUGUGCUGUGUUGGAACAGCCGAAAGCCUGCUUUAACUUAUGCUAUCUGCAACUGGCCCUGAAGGUCCAAAAAUGGGCUAUGGAUUGGUGAUAGUGUAACCCACACACCUUCUGGGUGUGGUGUUCUGUCCCAUCUAGUGGCACUGGGACCACUUAGAGAGAGAGGGAUUAAUGAGUCUACUCUACAGCCUUAGCUAAAAGCCAUAUGGCUUUUAGCUCAUGCGGUAGAGGCUCGUGCACUAAGCUCCAAAGGCCCAAGGUUUGAUCCCACCUGCCGACGACGAGGGUCUGUCGGCGUUACAGUAGCACGGGAGCACCCUGGCCAUGUCCCUUUUCCUCCAGCCACUACCUCUCUUCCCUGCUAUGCUAGGAGCACCGAGGGUCAGUGGUAUAAGAGCCCCUACAUAGGUUCUGCUGUAGGGGGAUCAUCUUUACCCUGAUUGAUCUUCCCUGGGUGAUUUUUCCAUUGUAAGGUCAGAUUAUCCUAGCAGUGCAAUACAAGGCGAUCCACUGCAUUACCAGAUCUGUUCCUGCUCUCAUUGAUUUCCAUACUGGCCAAUUGUUGCAAAGUAACUUUAGUUGGAUAAUAAAAGCCAUGCUUUGCUGCUAAGUCAUUACAAAAAAAAAGUGCUAUAGUUUUUCAAAGACUACCUAAUGAACCUUUAUUGGCCUACAUUGCACCCAAGGAUAGACAGUUACUAAUAGAUAGAGGUUACUAAUAACAAGCACGUGACCUGUUCUAUUUGCCCCAGGAUUAGUAUGCAAAAAUAAAUUGCAGUUCUACACCUGUUCUUCAGCCAGGAACUCCACCAGGAGUCCACAGGCAGCCUCGCCUGCAGUCGUGAUCUUUCCAUUGCCUUCAUUGAGCAUUGGCUUAGGACCUUAAUGAUUUAUAUCAUUAUUGGGAGAGGGAGUAAGCCACCAUCAACAAAGAACACCCAACCCAAUCCUAGAAAGAACUCAAUAUACAUAAAAAAAUUGCUGAUACUCUUAUAAAAGUGCCAUGAUCCCAUCAGGAUCAACUCAAGCUGCUUCAUAGGAAAUGGUAGCAACAGUUCUGGGCAAGGGAAGCCCAUUACAUGAAGAAAUAAAAAUGGCUAAGGAUUUUAUGUUGGGUACAUAAAAACACUGAGCCAAUUAUAUAUUUUACCUAGCAGGGUUUGCGUGAAAAAAUUUAUAAGCAUGUUAGCAAAUGAGUCUUUAUAUUUUAAAUUGCAUUUACUAAUUUGCUUUUGUUCUUUUGCAUAUCCUAUCACUACUGCUUUUAAAUGUGUGAUUCAAGAACACACUGAAGUCCAGUCUGUCUGUGGGAAACUGACCUGUUGCUAAGGUCACUUGUCAGCAGGGCGUCCCACCAGAAAUAGUGAGAAAACCAGUUUAAACUGCUAGUACAGACAGGAGAAAAUUGUUUCCAGCACAACUGGAGACUGUGAUUGAGUUUUGGGUUUCCUGUCUGUAUGUGGAACUUAAACUUCAUAAUAGUGGCUACUUUGUAUGCCCAUGCUUCUUUAUACUGUUAUUUAAAUGUGGAAUGGGAAUAACGACUAACCAUGAGAAGGGUGAAUCUUUCAUCUGCCCUCCCUUUGUCCAUCUUGGAAACUUUCCUCUCGACUGGUUUAGUAGGUAGAGUGGGGAAUGUAUGCAUCAGGAAUCCUGGGUUCUAUUCCUGGCCCUGCUUGUGUGAUCCUUGACAAGUCAAAGUUGUGUCAGUUUCCCUGUCUGUGCAAUGGAAUAAUAUGUUCCUACCUCACAGGAAUGUUAUAAGGUGACUGUGUGAAUUUGUGACUGGGAAGAGGUUUGAGAUCUGUGGGUAAAAAGGUGCUGUAGAAAUACUAGUAUUAACAUUGCAGUUGAGUUUACUUGUAACCGGUACUGCAGAUAAGCAUUACUGUUCAUAAUGUAUCCCUGUCACAAGGUCCCAACCCGAGCUGGCUUUCUCAGCUGCCAUACCCUUCCAUAUGCCUAACUGCCAGUUGCUAAGCCUGCCUACAAUUCCCACAAGCACUUUGACCCAACUCCCCCAACCCUUUCCAAAGUCUGACAGCGCUACUUGCAGUGACCAAGUGGCUGUCAGUAGUUCUCCUGGCUUCAUUUGCUGGAAAGAAUUAAAACUCUGCAUAUACUAAUGAACGUUAUAUCAUGGAAUAAAACAGACCAGCUAAGGUUCUUCUCAUCCGAGAGCCCCAAUUUCGCAUGACUAGAAAUGCAUAUCCUUUGUUGGCAUAAAAUACCACCUCUGGUUUCUGGGUAGAGCAUCAUUACCAAGGGAUUAAUUUCUAAAUAUAGAAGGAGAAGUUCUUAAAGUUUAAAAAUAUGUAGGGUCAGAUCCUCAGUUUGUGUAAAUCACCAAAGCACUACUGAUUUCAAUUAGCUAUUUACUGCCUACAUCCUGGUUGUCCAGAAAGAUUCUGGAUCAGUCUAAUAUGAAAGUACAUUGAUCUACACCAGCUGAGAAUCUGGCCCGUGGAGCCUAUAUACCUUGCAAAACCAGUAAUGAUGAGUUUGGGAUAAAGCCUGUGUGAUUGGCAACUGCAGAGCGGUAAUGAGGGUAGUAGGAAUGCUUCAAAGCCGCAUUGGGUAGCGGGUCAGAGAGGUGCCUGUCUGUGUGACAUUUUUUACACCUAUGAUGUUUACGUGAAAAUCCACCUCCAAGCAUAUUUGUGAUUAAAGUAUUUUUCUGCUUUCUCUUCCAAGCGGUCUUAUUUGUUGAGAUCUUUGUGUACUGCCGACAUCUUUCCUUAUCCAUUUCCUAUUAGUUCUGUGUAUGAAAAAUAAAUAGACAACAAAGGGCCUCUGAGUUUAAUUUCUAUUUCGUCAUGUUUCAAUGUACAGUAGUUUUGAAUCAAUAAAACCCAUGUCAUAAACUUUAUCCUAUUUCCUGUUAAUAUUAAUUGUAGGAAAACAACUGCUACAAACAUGGGGUAAAAUUUUCAAAAGAACCUGUGACUUAGGCACCCAAGUCCCAUUGAUUUUUCAAUGAAACUUAGACUUCUCAUUAGAACAGGCACAUUGUGUUUUUUUUGCCAAAAAAAAUUCAGUGAAAAAUGCAGAGCUGGUGACACCAAAACUAUUUUUCAAAUUUAUAUUGAUUUUGACAAAGUGUUUCAGUGAAAAAAAAUCUGAGAAAUGUGAAAUGUUUCAUUUUGACAUUUUCAGAAUUAAAUGUUUCAGUUUCU